This is a messenger RNA of Etheostoma cragini (Arkansas darter), 3669 nucleotides long. RefSeq names its product immunoglobulin superfamily, member 9b (gene igsf9b). Bases 19 to 3654 code for a protein of 1211 amino acids. The record is from RefSeq and is a predicted model, not a curated record. Lineage: Eukaryota; Metazoa; Chordata; Actinopteri; Perciformes; Percidae. The transcript is spliced from 5 exons.
UCUGGCCUGCCUACAGGGAUGGAGGUCUACCCCGUGCGCCCACGUUACUUGGAGUUGAUCCCGGAGCCGCUGCUGGCCGGAGUGUUAGGAGGAGUCUGCUUCCUGUUCGUGGCCAUCAUUCUCUCGUUGGUCACGGCAUGCUACAUGAGUCAAAGGAGAGAGCGUCGCCGCAAAAACAGAAGAAAAGAUCUCCCGUCUGCCCUGCAGAAGAGCUCAUCUUCUCCACAAGCUCGCUCACCUCCUCGCAGCCCAGACAGCGUCCUCAAGCUGAAGCUGUGUUCGCCGCUUCCCUUCUUCUCCACCUCCUCCUCCUCGCAGUCGGACCGCUCAUCCUUCGAUAAAGGCAGCCGCGGGGAAUACCACAACCAGAGGAAACAACUCCUGUCCAACUCGUCCCCGCCGCCGCAUUACACGCUCUUCGAGAGUCACCUGGGCUCCCAGGACCCGUCGCCGACUGCUCUGGAGUCUAUCUCCAGAGGCCCGGACGGACGCUUCAUUGUCCAGCCGCUGCUCAAAGGUUCCAGUCCCUCCAAUCACAUCAACUUGAGGAAGGAGGUCGUACAAAGUAACGGUGGGGCGAGUGGCUCAGGGAGCAACCGGACAUCACUCAGGGACUCUCCAAAGUCGAGUGUCUUAAGCUCAGAGAAAGAGGAGAGGAGGAACUCUCCGCUCACCGUGGACGUCCCCGAGCUGAGCCGUCCUCCUUCCUCUCCCGGAAGAGUACGCGCCAUGGCGAGAAACUUCUCCCGUCACGGCUGCUUUUACUCUGACGACGAACAAUGCUCAGAGGCUCUGUUGGAAAGAGCCAGCUUCUAUUCAGACAAUAGUGAGAAAAAACCCAGCGAUUCUCUCAGGAGGUAUCGCUUGCCGGGCCACACUGAAGAUCUCUUCUCGAGUUUGGGGAGGAAAACAAAGCUGCUGGAUCGAGACAGAGACAGACCGGGCUACCAGCCGAUGGAGAGUCAGCUGACUAAUAACAGCACCGUUGUCUCGCAACUUGACAGCGAGCUGGAGAGGGAAAGUUUUAACAAGUGUGUGCAACUGCAAAAGGAGAGGGAAGAAAUGGAGAGGGAGCUGGAGAGCUAUACGACCGAACAAAGAGGUCAGGGUCGCGGGAGUCACGAACAACCGUUUGAGAAAGCAAAAAGCCCUCAAAGGGAGUCACCUGAGUCCGAGGAAGAGCCAGUAUGGAAGCCACAAGUUGUUACCAUCAGACAGAAACACAGGCAUCCAGGGCAGACGAAUCGGGUGUCUGACUAUCGGAGAGCGUGCUACUUCGGGAACACGAGCAGUCCCAUGGAUCGGCUCGCCACGUCUCGCGUACAUUGGGACAUUAGCCCGGUUACAUCACUCACAAGCCUCAUUCCUGCACAGGAAACGACAUCGCCCAGGGACACACGCAGGGACACCACCGAUAUCUCCUUUGCCGUUGAUUCAUCCCGUUCCCCGGUCACACAGAACACCUCACUGCCUAUGCUGUCCCCUGAUGUCAGCUCUCAAAGUCUUAAACCACCAGACAGAGCCAGGUCGCUGAGUCCCCCGAGAGAGCCAGAAAGAAGCAGGAAGUCCGUGACUGAGCAGGGAUUAGGAGUAAAGGCACAAGACAAAGGUGCUGCUUCGAGGUCAAGACAUUCAUACGCUUACGCCGGCACUCAGCCCUGGAGUUCAGCCGCCAGAGGUCCCGAAAGUUCAGCCUCUGCAGCGUGUAAUCAGCCUGCAAAAUACUACACAGCCACACGGGAUCCCAGUCCAUCAAUUUAUUCUACUUUACCUUAUGAACAUGACGAAGUACGGGCAAAGGCCAAAGACAAAGACACUCAAGCUCGAGAUGAGCGACGCAGUUCAGGGUUUUACUCCGAGUUCGAGAGAGAGGGUGUGCGAGCGCGCUCCAGGAGAAGUGAUAAAUGUCUCUUCUCGGACAGCCCGAGCCCUAUUUCAACAUUGACGCUUGUGGAAGAGGUCAAAAGUGACCAGUCCCAAUGUUCUGUCCCCGCAAUAUCCGGGUCCUUUAAGGCCAAGCCUGCAGCUCCAUCUCCCCAAAUGUCCCCUCUGCAGACAAGUGCAAUUCUCGAAUACCUGAGUCUCCCGGGCUUCAUUGAAAUGAGCGUCGACGAGCCCUUGGAAGACGCUACAGUCACAGACAAUGCUGGACAAAGUCCAGCUCUAAAGCCAGUAAAAUCCACGGAUGUUGAGCCGGAUGUAGUUCCUAGAAACUGGGAGGUCCAUGUUCAGGAAAAGAGGGAAACGCACCCAAACGGUCAACCCGCGGGCGCUGCAGAGGCCGGCUCUCGCGCUGGUAAAACACACCCGGAAGCUAGAGAUUCUUCCCACAGAGUCAGAUUUCCAGAUGACACAAGACCAUCGUUACCUGGUCCGGAAAAAACUUGCAAGCAGCUCUAUAACGAGAAAACACAGAUACGCGUUGGGAACAAAAGCGCAGACAGACCUGAAUCUAGACUCGGCUCGAGGUCGGCUCACACCUUACUCAGUGCGGCGCGAGGAAUGGCCGACAUAGUGUCCAAACACUCUCACAGUUUUGUAGACAGUAGCGAGUCUUUACCAGAGCAAUCCAAAAGACAAAGGACUAAUAACAUUGCGUCGCGAAUUUGUCAAGCCCCUGUGCCAUUUCUAAAGAAGUCCGUGAGCGUGGGCCCGUGUAGGACGCUCUCGGGUAUGGGACAGCCUCGCCCGUUUUUAAAGAAAUCCAUCAGCUUAGGCUCGCAGCGGUGGGAGCACUUCGAGAGCCCCAGGACGUAUAUUUCUGAGAAAUGUUACUGGGACGAGUUCCCAAACCCAGAUGUCAGACUGAAGUCCUACAGUCUGGGUCGCAGUCCGCCUUCCCUCCCCAGGCCGGGCCCGUCCUGGAGGGAGUACGUCCCGUUCAGACGCCCCCCGAGCAUGUGGAGCUUAGAGAGGCCUCACCACACACACAGGUAUUUAGCUAGUCCUCCCUACCUCACUCAGUCCAUGUACCCACCCAGACAAACCUCCAUGUCUCCGAUGCUGGAGCCCGCCGAUCCACGGCGGCAAGCCGCUGUUUUCCCCGAGUCCUCCAGGUGGUCUCCUAAUUACCACGAAGCCGUGAGGUCUGCUCAGCAUAAAUACGUCCCCAUCAAGUACCAACAGUGGCCAGGAUCCAGAGGGGAAGGCGUGAGACCGGUAGACCCCGGCAGGGGUCCCCCGCGGUCCUACCUGCCCCGAGGCAUCAGCUGGCCCUCGCCGUGCUACGCCCCGUUUCCACCGAGGAGGGGGGGCGAGGCAGAGCCCCGGGAGGGGGGGAGGGCCAGUUACGCCAGUCAGAGCAGCGGGAGGGGCAGCGCCGGUCUCUUCCGACAGUCCCUGUCCAUCACGCCGACGCUGCUCAGCUCCCCCGAAACCACGGAGGACAGCGAGCGGCACCGGGCGGAGACGGAGCCGCCCGAGAGGAGACAAAAAAGAAGGAACACGUCAGUAGAUGAGAGUUAUGAGUGGGACUCCGCGGACGCGUGUCUGGACUCCGAGGUCCUGGAGGCCACGAGGUUUGAUCCAUCAGGUUUUCGGAGAGGCGGAGCGGACCCCCGACACGAUCAAGCCGCUGGCCUCCAGGACCGGCGACAGAAAGGUGAGCUUUCAUUUCCACUUUCUCCCUCUCUGUGUGGUGUUUUGAUGUUUUGAUGUCGCGUUUGUCGU